CCUCCCGGGGGGGCGUGCCCGGAAGCGGCGGCGCGGUGCCGGGGGCCGGGGCCGUUGGCCGCCUCCUCCCUCCUCCCUCCUCCUUCCUUCCCUCCCGCUGCCACCGCCAUGGCUUCGGUCGCCGAAUGCCUGCGGGAGUGGGAGGAGCUGCAGGACGGCUUCCAGCGCAUCCAGGAUAACCACAGGCUGUACAAGCAGAAGCUGGAGGAGCUGACCAAGCUGCAGGACGGGAUCUCCAGCUCCAUCGCACGGCAGAAGAAGCGGCUGAAGGAGCUGUCCCUGUCCCUCAAGAAAUGCAAGGCCGACGUGAGUCCCGAACAGCGAGAGUCCAUCCAGGAGACCCAGAGCCUGAUCAAAGAGAGACAGAAUGUUUUCUUCGAGAUGGAGGCCUACCUGCCAAAGAAGAACGGGUUGUACCUGAGUCUGGUGCUUGGGAACGUGAACGUGACGCUGCUCAGCAAGCAGGCUAAGUUUGCUUAUAAAGAUGAGUACGAGAAGUUCAAGCUCUACCUCACCAUCAUCUUGCUCAUCGUGUCCUUCUCCUGUCGGUUCCUUCUCAACUCCAGGGUGACAGAUGCCGCCUUUAACUUCCUCCUGGUGUGGUACUACUGCACGCUGACCAUCCGGGAGAGCAUCCUGAUCAACAACGGAUCCAAAAUCAAGGGCUGGUGGGUUUUCCAUCACUACAUCUCCACGUUCCUCUCAGGUGUCAUGCUGACUUGGCCGGACGGGCUCAUGUACCAGAUGUUCAGGAACCAGUUCCUCUCCUUCUCCAUGUACCAAAGCUUCGUGCAGUUCCUCCAGUACUACUACCAGAGCGGGUGCUUGUAUCGGCUCCGAGCGCUGGGCGAGAGGCACAACAUGGACCUCACUGUGGAGGGCUUCCAGUCCUGGAUGUGGAGAGGCCUCACCUUCCUGCUUCCCUUCCUCUUCUUUGGGCAGUUCUGGCAGCUCUUCAACGCCGUCACCCUGUUCCGGAUGCUGCAGCACCCGGAGUGCAAGGAGUGGCAGGUCCUGAUGUGCGGCCUCCCCUUCUUCGUCCUCUUCCUGGGGAACUUCUUCACCACCCUUCGUGUUGUGCACCAGAAGUUUCAGAACCAGAGCAAAGACACAAAACGGAACUGAAGAGGAGCAGCACGGGGGCCAGGACUGUUUCUCGCCGCUGGCUCCGUCCCGUUCCCGUCUCCUUGCCUUGACACCGUCCGGACUCUGGUGUCUCACCCCAUUCUGCACAAGCCUGGAUGGGGGACAGAGCUGGGGGCUUGCUUGUGAAUAGACAACGUGUUCUCUGUGGUGCUGAAUCUGUGCCUGUGUCACUCAGCGGGCAGCAGGAGCACCCUGCAACACUGUCCUGCCUUGGGGAGGAGCAGGGGGCUCGGGGCCCUGAAACCACGUUUGGGAACGCUGCCCCUGCAGCCCCUGCUAUGGCUGCACACACGUGCUGCUCUCUGGGAUGGGGCACCCCGAGUUCCUCCUCGCCCUUCAAUCCACAGAGGGGCUGAGGAGGAAGAGCUGUGGACAUAGGAGCACCACGAGCCUGAGAACCAGGCUUCCCAGCUCCCUGGCCUUGCAUCUCUGGACGACGCAUAUGCAAAAAUAAUAAAGGGAAAGUGCUUCCUCA
Molecule: messenger RNA, 1621 nt
Organism: Numida meleagris (helmeted guineafowl)
Lineage: Eukaryota; Metazoa; Chordata; Aves; Galliformes; Numididae
Gene: TMEM120A
Product: transmembrane protein 120A
Exons: 12
Coding region: 109-1125 (338 amino acids)
Biological process (GO): fat cell differentiation
Cellular component (GO): membrane
Source: RefSeq, a predicted model, not a curated record